Oryza brachyantha (malo sina) is the source of this 2499-nucleotide messenger RNA. Its product is annotated as glutamate receptor 2.9-like. Gene Ontology annotation, cellular component: plasma membrane. NCBI's taxonomy places the organism in Eukaryota, Viridiplantae, Streptophyta, Magnoliopsida, Poales, Poaceae. Gene Ontology annotation, molecular function: signaling receptor activity; ligand-gated monoatomic ion channel activity. The transcript has 6 exons. The record is from RefSeq and is a predicted model, not a curated record. The coding region runs from base 1 to 2499 and encodes 832 amino acids.
AUGGCGUUGGAGGAUUUCUACAUGAAGCAUCCGAGCUCUGCCACACGGGUGCAGCUCCAUGUUAGGGAUUCCCAUGGCGAUGACGACGAUCCUACCGUGGCGGCAGCACACGCCGCUGAGGACCUGAUCAAGAAUGUGCAAGUUGAAGCCAUUAUCGUGGCACCUCAGACAUUAACCGAAGCAGAUUUUCUGGCACACCUAGGCAACCAUAAGCACAUUCCAAUCCUGUCCUUGUCGGGCAUUUCUCCAGCAUCAUCAGGCGAGCAACCACACAAAAUAAUGCCUUACUUCGUGCAAGCUGCAGCAAAUGACUUGCUCCAAGCUAAGCCAAUCGCCAGCAUCGCCAUGUCUUUCUCAUGGCGCCAGGUCAUCCUGGUGUGCGAGGACUCGCCGCAUGGCGCUGCCAUUUUCCCAAAACUCGCCCAUGAACUGGACGGCAUGGAGACACAGAUCUCUGAUGUUGUGUUUGUGCCAGUCGAUGCCACUGAAGAUCGUGUUCACGAAGUGAUGCGUCGCCUGAAGCGUAUGGAGACGCGGGUGUUCAUCGUGCACAUGAGGUCAAGCAUGGCUGCUCGCUUCUUCGCCAUGGCCAAUGAUCUUGGCAUGAUGUCUCAGGGCUAUGCCUGGAUUGUCACCUCUACUAUUGGGAAUGCGGUGGACAGCCUCAGAUCUGAUCAUGCCAUCAAUUCCAUGGAAGGGGUUCUCACUCUCCGACCAUCCGUGAAUGAAACAGACCAUGUCAAGAGAUUUUUUGCAAGGUUCCAGCGAAAGAUGAUCAGCUCAUAUUCUGACCAUUCCCAUUUGCACGAUGAACCGAGCAUGCAGUUGUUGUGGGCAUACGACACGGCAUGGGCCAUUGCUACUGCAGCCGAGACAGCUAGACUAGCAAGCUUUGCUACUGGCCUGGCACAAGAUGAGCUACCAAUCACCGGCAAGACGCUUCUUGAUUCAGUUCUCAAGACAACAUUUGAUGGUUUGGCAGGAAAGUUUAGCCUGGAUUACAACAAUGGGUAUCAGCAACAACAGUUGCGAUAUGAUAUUCUGAAUGUGAUCGGCAGGGGUACAAGAACAGUCGGCACCUGGAUGCAAGAUGAGCAUCCAAUCAGCUACUAUGAUCGCCGUGCAGAUGCAAAGUGGCUUAAGAUAAUCAUCUGGCCCGGUGAUACAACCAAUGUUCCAAAAGGGUGGGAGGUUUCACCAAGUGGAAAGAGUCUUGUUAUCGCUGUUCCAAGGAAAAAUGGGUUCAGACAGUUCGUGAACGUCGCUGGCAAUACAACAGCUAGUAGUGCUAACAUCACAGGAUACUGUAUUGAUUUGUUUCACAGGGUCAUGCAGGAAUUGAAGUAUGAAGGGGGCUACGAGUAUGUGACAGACAAUCGUUCUGAAGAUUACAACCAUCUCGUCGAGAGGGUGCAUAGAAAGGAAGUUGAUGUGCUUGUUGGUGACAUAACAAUCACAGCGAAAAGGAUGGAGAACGUUACGUUCACCGUGCCAUUCACUGAGUUAGGAUGGACAAUGAUGGUGAUGGCUAAGAAGGACACACGCAAGAGCAUGUGGAUCUUUCCGAAGCCAUUCACCGGGACCCUCUGGCUUGUAACCAUUGCUUUGUUCCUCUUCAUCGGCUUUGUUGUGUGGGUAUUGGAGCACCGAAUCAACCCUAGAUUUCGUGGCACGCCAUCGGAGCAGCUUGGCACUACCUUCUACUUCAUCUUCUCAACCAUGGUUUUCUCCCAUACGAGCCUGACAUCAAUGUCGACGGUGCAGCAACUACGACCUGCAGUGACUGAUGUCGAAGAACUCAUAAGGGGUGGGGACCCUGUGGGGUAUCACGAGAGCUCCUUCGUCAAGGACUCGCUAAUUAAGAUGGGUUUCAAACAGUCAAACUUGCGUCAUCUUGGCACGGUGGAACAAUAUAACCAAGCCCUGUCAGAUGGAAGUGUCAAAGCCAUCUUCGACGAAAUCCCAUAUCUGAAGCUCUUCCGGUCACAUUUCCCCAACAAAUACACCAUGGCUGGCCCAGUAUACAAGAGCGGUGGAUUUGCAUUUGUUUUUCCACAAGGUUCCCUGCUAGGGAGGCGUGUCUCGGAGGCCCUGAUGGCGAUGAUGGAGUCACCCAGUACCCCAAGAAACACAUUAAUUCCAUUUCCUGUUAACACAACCGACGAUGUUGGUUCACCUAGACUCGACACCAGUGAUUUCUCUGGGCUUAUCAUCAUCGUCAUGACAGUGUCAAGUCUGAUGCUACUUACCUGGUUUGCAACAUUUUUCUAUAAGGAGUUCAGUAAGCGGAAGGUUGUUGAGAAGGAGGACGUCAAGGUCAAGUACAUAUGGGGCUGCACGCUGUACCACUUGGACAACCUGCCUUUUCGGCUCAAUGACAUGCCGUCCAACUACAGCGGGUUCAAGGAAGCAAUGAAGAGUUUCAAUGUCAGUAUGUUUCUCCUUGAUGUGCCAAAGGAGGUCAAGUGCAUUCCUACGAAGAAUGCGCUUGUCUGGUGA